This is a messenger RNA of Periophthalmus magnuspinnatus, 2756 nucleotides long. RefSeq names its product ATP-binding cassette, sub-family F (GCN20), member 1 (gene abcf1). Gene Ontology annotation, molecular function: ATP binding; ATP hydrolysis activity. NCBI's taxonomy places the organism in Eukaryota, Metazoa, Chordata, Actinopteri, Gobiiformes, Gobiidae. The record is from RefSeq and is a predicted model, not a curated record. The transcript has 26 exons. Bases 141 to 2630 code for a protein of 829 amino acids.
UCUGUCCCGGGUAGAAGCACCGCACCGGCAUCUUCCACAGUUCUGGUGCAUGGGCCGCAGGACAUGUGAGUGCGCCCGUAACUAGCAUCACCCAGGAGUUUUACACGUAUUAUUCACCCAAACAUCACUCCGGUACCACCAUGCCCAAGAAAGCCAAGGAGGAGGCGGAGUGGCUCGACGAUGAGGCCCCGCCGACAGCCGCUGAAAAAACAGUGAAGAAAGGGAAGAAAAAUAAGAAGGAUAAAAAGAGUUUCUUUGAGGAUCUUGCCACAGAAAGCAAAUCAGAGAAGACGGAGGAGGUUUCUGCUAAAGAAGUGCAGGGGAAGCAAGGAAAGCCUCAGAAAAAGAAGAAAGAUCGACGGAAAGGCAAAGGGGCAGAUGAUGAAGACGACGAUGAAGAUGUGACGUUGAAACUGGACAAACUGUCAGUCCAGCCCAGUGAUGAAGAGGAGGAGGAGCCUGUUAUUGCACCCCCUAAAGGCAACAAGAAGAACAAGGGGGGGAACAUCUUUGCAGCUCUGAGCCAGGGCCAGAGUGAUGAUGAGGAGGAAGAGAAUGAGUCAGAAGAAGAGGAAAAAGUAGUUAAAAAGGAUGUUGAGAAGGGCAAAAAGAAAGUUCAGUCUAAGAAGGUAAAGGCUGCAUCUGAUGAGGAAGAGGAGGAGGAUGUGGAGAAGCUGUCAAAGAAGAACAAGAAACCUGAGGUCAAACAGACCAAGAAAGGCAAAACUGCUGAGCUCAGUGAUGAAGAGGAGGAAGAGGAGAGCGAUGGAGGAGACAUGAUGAUGAGCGCGGAGGAUGUGAUCGCUCAACAAGCCCAGGAGCAGGAUGAUGACCCCUUUGCCAACCUCAGCAAGAAGGAGAAAAAGAAGAAAAAGAAACAGCUGGAGUACGAGCGUCAGGUGGCCAGUGUGCGCGCUCAGAACGCUCUGGAGGGAGACUUCUCCAUCUCUCAGGCUGAACUCUCCUCCAGACAGGCCAUGCUCGAGAACGCCUCUGAUAUCAAGCUGGAGAGGUUCAGCAUAUCGGCUCACGGGAAGGAGCUCUUUGUCAAUGCAGACCUGCUGAUCGUUGCCGGGCGCAGAUAUGGUUUGGUGGGACCAAAUGGUAAAGGAAAGACCACACUAUUGAAACACAUUGCAAACAGAGCACUCAGUAUUCCCCCCAACAUCGACGUUCUUCUGUGUGAGCAAGAGGUGGUAGCAGAUGACACCCCCGCAGUGCAGGCUGUGCUGAAGGCUGACACCAGGCGUCUGAAACUGCUGGAAGAGGAGAAGCAGCUGCAGGCACGACUCGAGAAAGGAGAGGACAGUGUGGCUGAGAGGCUGGACAAGGUUUACGAGGAGUUGAGGGUGAUUGGAGCAGCUGCAGCAGAGGCCAAAGCUCGCAGGAUCCUAGCUGGUCUUUCUUUCACUCCAGAGAUGCAGAACAGACCCACCAAGAAGUUUUCCGGAGGCUGGAGGAUGAGAGUGUCCCUUGCUCGAGCGCUGUUCAUGGAGCCCACUCUGCUCAUGUUGGACGAGCCCACCAACCACUUGGACUUGAAUGCUGUCAUCUGGCUCAACAACUACCUUCAAGGCUGGAAGAAGACCCUGCUUAUAGUGUCCCACGACCAGAGCUUCCUGGAUGACGUGUGCACAGACAUCAUCCAUUUGGACAACCAGAAACUCUACUAUUACAGAGGGAACUACUUGACAUUCAAGAAGAUGUACGUCCAGAAGCAGAAGGAGCUGCAGAAACAGUACGACAAACAGGAGAAGAAGCUGAAGGAGCUGAAGGCCGGGGGCAAGUCCACCAAACAGGCCGAGAAGCAGACAAAGGAGGCAUUGACCCGUAAGCAGCAGAAGGGUAAGAAGAAGGGUGGACAGGAGGAGGAGAGCCUGGAGGCACCAGACCUCCUCAAGAGACCCAAAGAGUACACCGUCAAAUUCACAUUCCCCAACCCACCACCCCUGUCCCCACCUAUCCUGGGAUUGCACAGUGUGGACUUUGGAUAUGAAGGCCAGAAGCCACUCUUCAAGAAUGUCGACUUUGGUAUUGAUAUGGACUCCAGAAUUUGUAUCGUUGGACCUAAUGGAGUGGGGAAGAGUACACUGCUGCUACUGCUCACCGGCAGAUUAAACCCGAGUAAAGGGGAGAUGAGGAAGAAUCAUCGCUUGAAAGUGGGCUUCUUUAACCAGCAGUACGCCGAUCAGCUCAACAUGGAGGAGACGGCCACAGAGUACCUGCAGAGGAACUUCAACCUGCCCUACCAGGACGCCCGCAAGUGCCUGGGCCGAUUUGGGCUAGAGAGCCACGCACACACCAUCCAGAUCUGCAAGCUCUCCGGUGGGCAGAAGGCCAGAGUAGUGUUUGCAGAGCUUUCCUGUCGCCAGCCUGAUGUCCUCAUUUUGGAUGAACCUACCAACAACUUGGACAUAGAGUCUAUCGAUGCCCUGUCUGAAGCCAUUAAUGAAUAUAAAGGAGCGGUGAUCAUAGUGAGCCAUGACGCCCGACUCAUCACGGAGACGCAGUGCCAGCUGUGGGUGGUCGAGGACUGCUCAGUGAACCAGAUUGAUGGGGACUUUGAGGAUUAUAAGAGGGAGGUGCUGGAGGCACUUGGGGAGACGGUGGUGAACAAGGCUAAUCCGUGAUCACAUUGACGCAACAAAACCAUGCUGCAAUAUUGACAAUAACUUGUAACAGCAACGCAAUAUAUGUACCAGAAGAGCAGGCUGUUCAACUGGAGCCAAAAACUAAUAAAAUCACAUUGCUUUUUC